Saccharomyces eubayanus is the source of this 1548-nucleotide messenger RNA. It is a transcript of the gene RSA4, whose product is annotated as Rsa4p. The coding region runs from base 1 to 1548 and encodes 515 amino acids. Gene Ontology annotation, biological process: ribosomal large subunit assembly. Gene Ontology annotation, cellular component: nucleolus. Lineage: Eukaryota; Fungi; Ascomycota; Saccharomycetes; Saccharomycetales; Saccharomycetaceae. The transcript has a single exon. Gene Ontology annotation, molecular function: protein binding. The record is from RefSeq and is a predicted model, not a curated record.
AUGUCUACUUUAAUCCCUCCACCUUCUAAAAAACAAAAGAAAGAAGCCCAACAACCUAGAGAAGUGGCUAUUAUCCCCAAGGAUUUGCCUAAUGUUUCGAUCAAGUUUCAAGCUUUAGAUACUGGUGACACCGUGGGUGGUUCCUUGAGAGUUCCUGGGGCUAUCUCUGAGAAGCAAUUAGAGGAGCUGUUGAACCAGUUAAACGGUACCUCAGAUGAUCCAGUGCCAUAUACAUUCAGUUGUACCAUCCAAGGUAAGAAGGCCAGUGAUCCUGUGAAGACCAUUGACAUAACGGAUAACCUAUACUCUUCAUUGAUAAAACCAGGCCAUAACAGUACAGAAGAUCAGAUCACACUGUUGUAUACCCCAAGGGCAGUUUUCAAAGUAAAACCAGUGACUAGAAGUUCAUCAGCCAUUGCGGGCCAUGGUUCCACAAUUCUGUGUUCUGCUUUCGCACCACAUACCAGUUCCAGAAUGGUAACUGGUGCAGGUGACAACACGGCAAGAAUUUGGGAUUGUGACACUCAGACCCCAAUGCAUACUCUAAAGGGACAUUUCAACUGGGUUCUUUGUGUUGCAUGGUCUCCCGAUGGCGAAGUGAUUGCUACAGGUUCCAUGGAUAAUACCAUAAGGUUAUGGGACCCGAAAACUGGAGAGUGUCAAGGUGAUGCUCUCAGAGGUCACUCCAAGUGGAUCACAUCCUUGAGUUGGGAGCCUAUACAUCUCGUGAAACCAGGAUCCAAACCGAGAUUGGCUUCAUCUUCUAAAGACGGUACCAUUAAGAUUUGGGACACAGUGAGUAGAUUCUGUCAGUAUACAAUGAGUGGUCACACGAAUUCGGUGUCUUGUGUCAAAUGGGGUGGUCAAGGUCUAUUGUAUAGUGGAUCUCAUGACAGAACUGUACGUGUAUGGGACAUGAAUUCCCAGGGUAGAUGUAUCAACAUUUUGAAAUCUCAUGCACAUUGGGUUAACCACUUAUCGUUAUCUACAGAUUACGCUCUACGUGUGGGUGCCUUUGACCAUACAGGUCAGAAACCCACCUCGCCGGAAGACGCACAAAAGAAGGCUCUAGCGAACUAUGAAAAGAUCUGUAAGAAGAAUGGGAACUCGGAAGAAAUGAUGGUUACUGCAAGUGACGAUUUCACCAUAUUUUUAUGGAACCCACUAAAAUCUACCAAACCUAUAGCAAGAAUGACUGGACACCAAAAGCUAGUCAACCACGUUGCAUUCAGUCCUGAUGGCAGGUAUAUUGUCUCAGCAUCCUUUGAUAAUUCUAUCAAGCUAUGGGAUGGAAGAGAUGGUAAAUUCAUCUCCACGUUCAGAGGGCACGUAGCCAGUGUCUACCAGGUCGCAUGGUCCUCGGAUUGCCGACUAUUGGUAUCAUGUUCCAAGGAUACUACUUUGAAAGUGUGGGAUGUGAGAACUAGAAAACUUUCCGUUGACCUUCCAGGUCACCAAGACGAAGUUUAUACCGUUGAUUGGAGUGUUGAUGGUAAAAGAGUGUGUAGUGGUGGGAGAGACAAGAUGGUAAGAUUAUGGACACAUUGA